AUGGAUAAUAAUUGGUUAAAUGAUGGAGUUAAAGAGUCAUGGAAAUGGAAUUGGACAGAAUUAUGUGGAUAUCAUGGAGGCAUGGAGCCACUAAAUCCAGAAACACAUGAUCUCGAUGUGUGUUUCCAACAAUUAUGCCUCCAGAUUCCAGUUUUAAUCUGUAUUGCAAUAAUAUCAGCAUAUCAUUGUGGAAAAAGAAAUUCAUAUUCCUCUCAUCAUCAUGGCCCAAAUUCUGUCAUAUACUUGAGAAUUUUAAUUACAAUGUGCCUUGUAUUGCUUCCUAUAGUCAGGGCAUACAUUAUUCUAGUUAAUACUAAAGUUGCUCCACCAAACAUUGUGCCAUUUGAUAAUAAUUCAGUGUCACAUGAAUCAGUCAUAGCAUCAUACAAAAAUCAAGAUUCACUCUUGACCCCAUUGAAUAUAAUAGAUCAUAUAAAAGAAGGACUGAAUCGUACUAUAGAUUAUACAAAAUCAAUUUUGUUUCCAUCAAGUAAUAUUCAAAAUGUAACUGAAUAUUCUGUCACCCCUAAUACGCAAGAUUACAAUGCAGUAUCAGAUAUAGUUAAAGAUGAUGUAACAUCUGCCAAACCCAUUGAUUAUCUAGUGGCAGGUAUUGAAGGAUUAGCAUGGGUUGUUCAUCUUUGUUUUAUAUUAAGUUUAAGAAAGGGCAGAGAUUUUAAUCCACGUGGUCCUGUGACAAUUCGAGCAUUGAUACUUCUGCUAAUUGUUAUUUCCAUAUUGCUAUUAAGAAGUCACAUCAAAUAUAAUCCACAACAUGAUGUUUUGCCAAAUUUGUCAUUGGGAUUUAGUAUCAGUGUAGUCACUCUACUAAUACUCUAUGCUAUAACGCUGAUACCAGGUCAUUAUAGUUUACAAGAUAUGAGAUCAUCCAGAUUUAAUGAAAUAGGAGAACGGACUGCACUGUUAAGUACUCCUAAUUCUUCUUACGUAAGAUUCCCAGAGGAACAGGACCCAACUUACCUUGGGACUGCUAUGGAGGAUGUAACAGCAACCUCUAAAUUUGUAUUUCAUUGGGUAAACCCAUUAAUGGAGAAAGGUGUUCGUGGUUUAUUAAAUCACUCAGAUGAUCUAUUCGACUUACCAGAAUAUAUUAGUACUAAUGCAAUUAGUCAGAAGCUUGACAAACAUUUGCAAAAUAUGCCCGGAAAUAUAAAUAACAGAAUGGAAAAUACUGAAUUAGUGGUGGAAACAGAUGUAGGAACUGUUAGAAACAAAAUGACAUUGUUGCAUUUACUGCACAAAUGCUUUGGAUGGGAAUUUUAUUCAGUUGGACUAUUAAAAUUUAUUACUGACUGCACUUCAUUUAUGGGACCAAUAUUAUUGAAUAAAUUGGUUGGUUUUAUUGAAGACAAGAAUGAAUCUAUCUCAUAUGGAUAUCUGUAUGCAUCAUUAAUAUUUAUUAGUGCUUUAAUAGGGGCUUUCUGCAAUGUUCACUUUACGUUUUGGAUGUCUGUUGUUGGUUUAAAAAUCCGAUCUACUGUCAUUACUUUAUUGUACAGGAAGACUGUACAUUCCUCAAGUGUUCAGUUAAAGCAACAAUUUAAUUUUGGUGAAAUCGUUAAUUUUAUGAGUACAGAUAGUGAUAGACUAGUUAAUAGCUGUCCAAGUUUUCAUGCAUUCUGGAGCAUACCAUUACAGUUGGUUGUGACAUUGUAUCUUCUGCAUGAGCAAAUAGGAAUUUCAUUCUUAGCUGGGGUUACUUUUGCAAUAGUGCUUAUACCAAUAAAUAAAGUAAUAGCAACUAAAAUUGGCGAGCUUAGUACGAAAUUAAUGGAGUACAAGGAUCAAAGGGUCAGACUUACAGGGGAAACACUUCGUGGAAUAACUACAAUCAAGUUGAAUGUCUGGGAAGAUCAUUUCUUACGGAACAUUAUUAAAUUGCGAGACAACGAAAUCAAAUACUUAAGUGGUAGAAAAUAUUUAGAUGCACUAUGUGUUUAUUUUUGGGCUACAACACCUGUGUUGAUUUCUAUAUUAACAUUUGCAACAUAUGUCCUUCUUGGAAAUAAACUUGAUGCAAAAACAGUUUUUACUAGUAUGGCAUUGUUGAAUAUGCUAAUAGGUCCACUAAAUGCAUUUCCCUGGGUACUGAAUGGACUUACAGAAGCUUGGGUAUCACUUAAAAGAAUACAAAGAAUGUUAGAUUUACCAGAUGUUGAUAUAUCAUCAUAUUAUUCAGAAUGUACGCCUGAGUUAGAUAUAAUGAUGCAAAAUGUAAUGCUGGUUGUAAAUACCAAGCAUAAUACAGAAGAAAAUGGUUUAAAUGCAUCUGAAAAUAUAACAAUUCCAUCUUCUAGUUCUGACUCGAGGAAAACUGUAACAUUUCAAGAUGAUGGUAAAUUUAGCCUACAUGAUAUCAAUAUUACAGUUCCAAAGGGACACUUGAUUGGGAUUAUGGGAGAAGUGGGUAGUGGAAAGUCGUUGCUUUUAGACAGUAUUUUAAGUGAAAUUAUUAAAGUCCGUGGUACAAUAGCAGUAAGUGACGUUGAAAAGGGUUUUGCAUAUGUAAAGCAAAACCCUUGGCUCCAACGCGGUACCAUUCGAGACAAUAUUCUUUUUGGAAAGUCUUAUGAUUACAACAAAUACAAGACUAUCUUAAAAGCAUGCGCCCUUACUGCUGAUUUGAAUUCCCUGCCUAAGAAAGAUUUAACAAUUAUUGGUGAGGCAGGAAGCACUUUGAGUGGAGGACAAAAGACCCGAAUUUCUUUGGCACGAGCUGUUUACGCGGAUAAAGAUAUUUAUUUAUUAGACGAUAUUUUAGCGACUCUAGAUACAAAAGUUGCUAGCUAUAUAUUUCAGCAUGUUAUUUUAGAUUUAUUGAAAAACAAAACCAGAUUAAUAUGCACUCAUCAAACUCAAUAUCUAGUUCAUGCAGAUUUAGUGGUGGAAAUGUUAAAAGGCGCGAUAAUUAAUCAAGGUAAACCAAGUGAUGUUUUACCUGACUUGGAAGACUACUUAUUAUCUUCAGACUCUUAUGAAUCAAAGCUAGAUAUUACAUCUAUCAACGACUUACCGAGAGAAAUGUACCAGGCUGACACAUUUGAGAAAGAUCCUUUGUUAGACAAAGAAAUUACAGAGAAAGGAACUGUGCAGUUUGGAGUCUAUACAUGCUAUCUUAAGGCUAUGGGUCGCUAUAUAACAAUUUCAAUACUUGUUUCUAUGCUCUUAAUGCAAAGUUCGAAGAAUAUGACAGACUUGUGGAUGUCUUAUUGGGUUACUCAUGCUAAUACCACAUCAACUAAUACUACGGAUAGACCAAGUUUGCUACAAUUGGAAUAUAACUUUAAUGAUUACAGUCUAACUACUGAUUAUUAUUUAACAGUUUAUGCUUUAUUAGCUGUAUUUAAUUCAUUAUUUACAUUGAUGAGAGCAUUCGUGUUUGCAUACGGAGGAAUUCAAGCAGCUAUUGCUAUCCACAAGAAGCUUUUAAAAAUCGUUGUACGGGCUAAAGCUGCAUUUUUCGACAUUCAACCCUUCGGUAGAAUCAUUAACAGAUUUUCAUCGGAUACAUAUACGAUUGACGAUACUCUACCCUUUAUUGCUAAUAUUUUAUUCGCACAACUGUUUGGUUUGUUUGCAACAGUUAUUGUUACUACAUACGGCUUGCCAUGGAUACUAUUAGUGUUAGCUCCACUCAUUCCAGUGUACCAUUGGAUUCAAAAUCACUACAGACUAACGUCAAGGGAAUUGAAGCGCUUAUCGAGUACAGCACUUUCACCAUUGUACGCUCAUUUUAAUGAAACCCUACAUGGACUUUCCACUAUAAGAGCUUUUCGCAACAUACCACGUUUCAAACAAGAGAAUGAACUGUUACUGGAAGUCAGCCAAAAAACGCAAUUCGCGUCCAUCGCUGUCAGUCAGUGGCUUGCAUUAAGACUGCAACUUAUUGGGGUGGCUCUCUUAGCUGGAGUGAGCAAUAUAGCAGUUCUACAACAUCAGUAUAACAUAGCAGAUCCUGGCUUGAUAGGUCUCGUUAUUACUUACGCGUUAUCUGUAACUGGAUUGUUGUCUGGCGUAAUAAAUGCAUUUACGGAGACUGAGAGAGAGAUGAUCGCGGUCGAACGUGUAAAACAGUAUCUCGAGAACGUUCCCGUAGAAUCUGUUAAAGGUGAUAAUCCACCUUAUGCUUGGCCGAGCCAGGGUGUAGUUGAAUUCAAAGAAGUCGUUUUGCAGUAUAGAGAGCAUUUGCUGCCAUCGCUGAACGGCGUAACGUUCUUUACGCGACCAGCAGAGAAAAUUGGAGUUGUCGGACGCACAGGUGCUGGGAAGAGUUCCUUGUUUGCUUCGUUGUUCAGGUUAACGGAAAUUACUUCUGGCAUUAUAUUAAUAGACAAUGUUAAUAUACAGAGUUUGCAGCUGAACGCAUUAAGAUCUCGAUUAGCCAUCAUACCACAGAAUCCAUUUCUUUUCUCGGGUACAAUAAGGGAAAAUCUAGAUCCAUUAAAUCAGUAUCCAGAUUUACACAUAUACAAAGCGCUGGAGAAAUGUAAAAUACAUUCGUUGGUGUAUCGUUUGGGGGGUUUUGGUGCUGCUUUAGACGAAUGCGGCAGCAAUCUAAGUGCGGGACAAAGGCAACUGUUCUGCUUAGCUAGAGCUGUUUUGCACAAUGCCAAGAUAGUCUGUAUCGACGAAGCUACGGCGAAUGUUGAUCAAGAGACGGAUAAAUUUAUUCAGACGACAAUAAAGUCUUCCUUCCAGAGUGCUACGGUCAUCACUGUAGUAUUAUAUCGUUUUCGUUUUAGAGUUCUUGUAAUGGGAGAGGGGGAAGUUCUAGAGUUCGACGAACCAAAUCUGUUGGUUCAAAAUAUUGACUCCCACUUUUAUCAACUAGCAAGUCAGGAGUUCUCCGGCAGAGAAUGAAAAUUGCUUCGUACAGUAUCUUACGAUG
Molecule: messenger RNA, 4909 nt
Organism: Dufourea novaeangliae
Lineage: Eukaryota; Metazoa; Arthropoda; Insecta; Hymenoptera; Halictidae
Product: multidrug resistance-associated protein 7
Exons: 15
Coding region: 1-4881 (1626 amino acids)
Biological process (GO): transmembrane transport
Cellular component (GO): membrane
Molecular function (GO): ABC-type transporter activity; ATP hydrolysis activity; ATP binding
Source: RefSeq, a predicted model, not a curated record